AUGAAUGCUUUUGAAGUGUUUGAAGCUGUUCAAAUGGGAAUUUAUGGUGCCAAUGUGAAGAGUAAUGUAAAAGUUUCACUGCGCUCGCUUGUAAUGUACCUGAGAAGUGUAAUGAAUGGAAUUGAUAGUCCAAGAACAAUCAUUGAUCAUAAAUCUAACUCCGAGAGAUUCACAGCCACAAUUCAAUGUGAAGGAAAAUUUGAAAGAUGUCUGAAGCAUUUAACUAAAUUAAUUAAAAAAAUAAUUUAA
Clunio marinus is the source of this 249-nucleotide messenger RNA. The record is from the annotation of a GenBank genome assembly. NCBI's taxonomy places the organism in Eukaryota, Metazoa, Arthropoda, Insecta, Diptera, Chironomidae.